CCGUAGAGGCUUCCGGCCCUACCGGGAGCUGAGCGCGCGCUGUCGGGAAGCGCGGCCCGCGAAGACGAGAAAAGGCGUAGGAUUCGUGAGCAUUGAUUGGCUGAAGCGAGAAGCUUUCUGGGCUCUGAUUGGCUCUGUCGCUCCCGGGAAGGAGUUUGUGGCGCCAGCGAAAAGUAGACCGAGCGCAGCGGCCGCAGCAGGGUUCUGAGGGGGUUGGCGAACAUACCAGACCGGGACCUUCUGGAACUCUUUCCUGAGGGAGUCGUGACCAUGAUGUGGAAUAGUGGAUUUGAAAGCUAUAGCAGCAGCAGCUCCUUCGGGGGACCGGGCGGCUACACGCAGUCCCCAGGGGGCUUUGGAUCGCCAACACCUUCUCAGGCUGAAAAGAAGUCUAGAACCCGAGCUCAGCACAUUGUGCCCUGUACCAUAUCUCAGCUGCUUUCUGCUACUCUAGUUGAUGAAGUGUUCAAAAUUGGGAAUGCUGAGAUUUCACAGGUCACCAUUGUGGGGAUAAUCAGACAUGCAGAGAAGGCUGCAACCAACAUUGUUUACAAAAUAGAUGACAUGACAGCUGCACCCAUGGACGUUCGCCAGUGGGUUGACACAGAUGAUGCCAGUGGUGAAAACACUGUGGUUCCUCCAGAAACGUACGUGAAAGUGGCUGGUCAUCUGAGAUCUUUUCAGAACAAAAAAAGCCUGGUAGCCUUUAAAAUCAUGCCUCUGGAGGAUAUGAACGAGUUCACCACGCAUAUUCUGGAAGUAGUCAAUGCGCACAUGAUGCUGAGCAAGCCUAACAACCAGCCCUUAGCAGGGAGAGCACCUAUCAGCAAUCCAGGAAUGGGUGAAGCAGGGAACUUUGGUGGGAAUAGCUUCAUGUCAGCAAAUGGCCUCACUGUGGCCCAAAACCAGGUGCUGAAUUUGAUUAAGGCUUGCCCAAGACCUGAAGGGUUGAACUUUCAGGAUCUCAAGAACCAGCUCCAACACAUGAGUGUAGCCUCAAUCAAGCAAGCUGUAGAUUUUCUAAGCAACGAGGGACACAUCUAUUCCACUGUCGAUGAUGAUCAUUUUAAAUCCACAGAUGCAGAAUAACUAGAUUUAAUGGUACCCGAGAUGUUUUCUAGCUGGGCCUGUUUUUGCAGUCUGUUGUCUCCAGCUGUGCAUAUGAUUGACCAGUUGACUUCUAGGAAGUAGGUUUUAUCUGUAAAAUGUCUCAAUUGACAUCAUUUUAAAACUUCCUGCUCUUCUGUUUUUUGAAGCUCAAAUGGAUAUGGGCAACUGACAGGAAUGUAAACCAGGGCAGAAUUUCUUAAAGAAAUUAAAAAUUAGUUACAGCAUCAGAACAGAUGGACUUGGAAGAGGAAUGCUGCCAGGAGAGUUGGGCAGUCUGACUUAAAUAAUUCUCGGGAGCUUCUAUUCCUAAAUUGUUUCCUGUUGAGAGAAGUUGAACUGAACUAGGGCCCACCAGCAGAGAGCUAGCCAAGAAGUCCACCAACCUCUGCCUGUUUUGUUCUCCACUCUGAUUUUGUGGUAUUACUUUCAGAAUUGCACUUUCUUUCACUUUUUGCUGCCAAAAGUGUGUUUUUGUAAACAUGGGGUUCUAGAGUGGCAGCCUCGUGGGGCAGAGGAGAGGAAGAAGUGUCACUGUGUUUUGUACAAAAUAAGUACAUUCAUAUGUUUAAUAAAAUAGUUGUAUUAUUGCA
This is a messenger RNA of Camelus dromedarius (Arabian camel), 1700 nucleotides long. RefSeq names its product replication protein A2 (gene RPA2). The record is from RefSeq and is a predicted model, not a curated record. The transcript is spliced from 9 exons. Gene Ontology annotation, biological process: double-strand break repair via homologous recombination; nucleotide-excision repair; DNA replication. Bases 271 to 1089 code for a protein of 272 amino acids. Gene Ontology annotation, molecular function: single-stranded DNA binding. NCBI's taxonomy places the organism in Eukaryota, Metazoa, Chordata, Mammalia, Artiodactyla, Camelidae. Gene Ontology annotation, cellular component: chromosome, telomeric region; DNA replication factor A complex; nucleus.